UAUACCACUUGGUGACUGAUAGCCUCAAUAUUAGUUUUGAUUCCUGGUAGAUUCAUAUGGUUUGGACAAGCUUUCAUAUUUUCAGAGAUUAAAUUUGUUAUAUUCAUUAUAUUUUAACAUAGAUCUAGGUUUCUUUUUUACAAGUAUUUUGUUUCUUUGUGAAGCUUAAAAAGUAAUAUAAAAAAACAAAAAAAAACUUACAGUUAACUGUACUUGAGGCUUAGUUUGUUAAAAAUCUGUACUGAAUUUAUUUCUAUAAACAAAGAAACAACAAACAUUUUGUGUAGGCCUACAUAGAUAAGCUGUGAUCAUGCCUUCAGGACGAGGAGGAGGGAGGCGUAUGUCUGUUGUCAUAGCAGCCAAUCGUUUGAAAAAGAAAGUAGAUGAUAAUCCACAGAAAUCAACAACGCCCUCUCAGGAGUCAGAGGAAAGACUGGGCUCUUCAAGACAUGUCCUAUGGAAUGAAGAGAUUGAGAAACUACAAAUCAAACAGGAGGAACUCAAAAAGAUACAUCUCCCACAUCCACCAGCUGAAGAGAAAAAAGCAGUUGUUAAAAAGGUGCCUGUAAAAAAGAUAAAACAGCCAGUGGUGAAGACAGAACCAAUACCAGACAAGCCCCUACUAAAAGUGAAUGAUGGUCCUGUUGAUCCAAAAGAUUAUUCAGGUUAUGCAGGCCCCAGGUAUGAUGAGAAAGGGGAUGUAAUACCAUACAGUAUUCUUGGCAAAUAUGAAGACUUCUAUAAAGAGGCUGUUAAAAGGGGAGAUUUAUUAGAGACAUUGCCAACACCUAGAAAGUCAGAGAAGGUUGACUCUCCCACAGUUAAGUAUGAAAAGAAGAAAAACAUCAAAUUAAAUCAGGAUGAACACAACGCUUUAAAAAACUGGAAUGCCAAAAUGAAUGAAAGAAAACGACAACAAGAACACAUCUCAAAUCUUUUAAAUAAGCCAUUAGAGGAACUAGCAAUGAACCAAGCUGACAACUUUCGAGCUAUUGAAGAGCAAAGAUAUCUUAUUGAAAGAGCCAUACCAAAAAUAGAUUAUGGAAAAGGCUAUCGUGCUGGUAGUGAGUUCUGGAAUCAACGAAGGCAGCUUGGAGAUGAUUUAAAUGGAAUUCACAUGACCUUGACCCAGACACAGAAAGGUAACCCCCCUCCAGUGGAACAUGUUGGACUUUCUCAGGUGGUCAAAGCAGAGAAAGGCUGUGAAUGGCAUGGUCAAACCAAUGUUCACUUCAGGUAUCCUUGGCACAAAUCAGAAUUCUUGAACCAAAGACUGCAACAACUUCAGCCAUACAUUGAUGAAGUCAGUUCAUGGAAACCUGAUUUUGAGAACCUGCAAGUCAUUGGUUCUAGCAACCCAUACAAGAACACUGAGGAGUUGAUGUUGAACAAAGAAGAAAAAGAAGAUAUAGCUAACCAGGAAACUGAAGCAUUGCAAGACGAUGACACUAAAGAGAACCAAGAACCACAUAGAGAACUAAAGCCUGGGGAUGUGCUGUUUGGUCCUUCUUUACUUAUUGAUGGUCAGCUUGCUCAGUGGACUGGAGAUGGAACUUCCCAUACUGAUGAGAUUGCCUUAGAGGCAAGAGUUACUUUUGAAGGUUUCACUGACCAGAGAGUGACAUCCCAUCUUGAUGUAGUGAACAAUGGGACAACAACCAUUUACUUUGACUGGACAAAAUUGGGAAAAAAUAAUCCAUUUGACCUCAAUCAAAAACCUAUUCAACGUUUUUACUUCAACAAUGCACCAGGAGUUAUUCUGCCUGGUGAGAAAGUUACCUUUCCUUUUGUUUUUAAAUCUUCUGAACCUGGAGUUUACACAGAACAAUGGAAAUUAGAAACCAGACCAACAGUUUGUGGCGGUGCUGCACUCCUAAUAACUUUGAGGGGAAUAGGAAUCCUAGAAGACAAGUUCAAAGAGCAAAGAGAAAAACUGGAGAAAGAGUUGUCAGAAAAACAAGCUGUUGAGAUUUGUUCCAGACUUCUCAAUGAAUUGAUUCAUAACAUCAGAACUCCUGAGCGCUCUCCUUCACCUAUUGAUGCCUAUGUUACCGAAGAAGAAUUAUUUUUACGUAAUAAUGCUAGUUUUCAAUAUGACCAUCAGAAAAUUUCACAACUAAAGGAUUUGUACAGUCAACUUUUCCCAGAAGAGGAGAGGGCAGAAAAUGUUUGGAGCUUGAGCAUUGAAGAUCUGUUGGAGAGCAUCAUGAAGCUAGAUGAGGAUGAUGAAAGGAAAGACAACAUGUUGCAACUAAUGAAUGAAAUAGUUGGCAAAUUGACCUACAUCCCAACCAAGCCUCUUCUGGAGCAGAUGCAGUACAUAGGGUAUCAAAUUUUUAUUGAAGCUAUUGAUAGAAUGGUGGGCGAGUCUUUACUUCUGAGACAAACUAUGGGCCUACCAAUCAAAAAUCAGGAUGAGACAGAAACAAUUGGUCAGAGUAAUGAGGCUCCAAUACCUGUAGUAGAAGAAGCCCACAACUCAGCAGCUGAUGAGGGGCGUCGAGGUAUCAAAAGUAAAUCAGGUUCUCAAAACAAGGUGCCAGUCAAAGAUGUUAGAGCAUCUAAAACCCCUCCAAUCAAACCUGAUGCUAAAGGUAAAGCAGCUCCAUCACCUGCCCCAGCCACCAAGAAAACUCCUCCUCCUGUCAAAACACCGCAAGCACCUGUAGCUCUUCAGCCUUCAACCACAGAAGCAGUUCCAGAGCAGAACAGCUCUGAGGCCACAAAUGUCCUUGUGGUAGAACAAGAACUCUCUCCUGCAGAGAAACUUUACAAGUCAACAUUUGCCCUACAGGUGUAUGACAUUCUGGGAGAUAUGGCAGAUAAGAUGGACGACAUGUUUGGAGCAAUGAAAAAUGACAAAGGAAAUUUUAUCUAUUAGUGUGAAGAGGCUGUUAUACAAAGAUAUACAUGUAUAUAUUUAUAACUUUAUUGCAAGAUUUGUUUGUUUUCAUGAUUUUAAAACUCUGUGAUAUUAUUGUAAUUAUAGAGAUGUUAAUAUCUUUCUGUAUUUAUACCAUGUGAUGUGAACGACUGUUACUGUAACUUGAACUUGGUAUGAAGAUAUUAAAUGUACUACUUUACACUGUA
Molecule: messenger RNA, 3090 nt
Organism: Biomphalaria glabrata
Lineage: Eukaryota; Metazoa; Mollusca; Gastropoda; Planorbidae
Product: MYCBP-associated protein-like
Exons: 24
Coding region: 311-2881 (856 amino acids)
Source: RefSeq, a predicted model, not a curated record